Molecule: messenger RNA, 1840 nt
Organism: Sitodiplosis mosellana (orange wheat blossom midge)
Lineage: Eukaryota; Metazoa; Arthropoda; Insecta; Diptera; Cecidomyiidae
Exons: 1
Coding region: 350-1690 (446 amino acids)
Source: RefSeq, a predicted model, not a curated record
AGCAUAUGUGUUCAGUUCAUGCUGACUAGUUUUUACUCUCUUUCACUCUUUACACAUAUCCAUUGUGAAAAUGGUGUGUAUUCUUUAUGCUGCGAUUGUUCUGUCGAAUGAACAUUAAGUUGGUAGCGCUUGUCUAUCGUCAAACACACAAACGAAAACAACUCUUAGUUCAAACGACUGUCAAGCAGCAGCUGGUGCGUAGUUUUGUUAACGUCGACUUUGCAUCGAAUCAAACGAAGUUUACAAUGAAAUUUCAUUUAUUUCGAUUUAUAAAUUGUUGUUGUCUUUGUGAUGUAAAUUAAAAAUAUCAAAAUUCGUGACAAAAAUCAUUUUUUUCACAUCGACGAUCAUGGGCUGGCUUUCAUUGUGCAUAGUAUUUGUGAGCGUUUAUUUGGUGGUGGCAAAGGAGCCAAACCUUUUUUUGAGUCAACAGUUUGAUGUGCAGUUAAACGAAGGGGAAAAGCAAUAUCGGCUCAUUCAAUCGAACGCAAAUUUGCCGCAGUACGGACGAUGUUGGACCGAAGCGAUUCGACAAAUUGAUGUGACUUGUACAGAUCUUAACGAGAAGACACAAGCGAUGCUCGCCCUUCGUUUUACCAAAUGCUUUAUGGCAAUGAGUGGCGGUGACCGAGAUGCAGGCUCUAAGUUAGAUGCAUGCGAGGACACCGAAUGCAUUGGAAACAUGAACGAACGUGUUUUCUCAGUAUACACGCACUUCUAUACUCACACGCAGAACAUUUGUUUCUACCUUAUGCACCAAGUAUGGCAUGCGGAAACCGAGAAAACAAUUCAUUUGUUAAAGUCGCAUUCACAAUCGGUGAGUAAGCAGCUCAUUGAACAGGGCCUGCAGCUCGAAUUGGCUGGCCGUUUGCAAAUCAAUCUACUGACACAACAACGCGAAGGAUUGAAAUUACAACAGAAAUUGGUGGCACAUGGUGUUAAUUUGUCGGAAGUGUUAAGUGAUUCGCAGAACAGUUUAUCGCGAUUAACGGAACAGUUUCGCAAUUCAACCAUUGAACAGGGCCGGCAGUUGGGUGAUUUGUUUCAGCGGCUAUCACAGUUUCACAAUUGGAUCGUCGGAGAGUAUACGUUUGUCGAGCAAAUCAUGUAUUUUUCCGUGCUGUUAGGAAUAAUUAUGUUGGCAACCACCGCAAAACGAGCAGAGAAUUGCCGGUUUCUACUGUUUUUAUUGGCGGCAGUGAACAUUCUGAUUGAAUCGCUGUUUCAAAAGUAUUUCGGCGCCGAUUAUUUCAUCGAAGACUUGAAAAUUGUGCUGUUUGAAAGUUUGUGGCUGAUUCGAAAAGUGUUUGCCGCCGUUAUGAUCACGGUUUAUGUGGUCAUGACCGUUACAUACGUUGAUUCACAGAAGCUGACACUCAACUUAUUACAACGGAUUAAUGAGCAAAACGCUGAAAUUAUACAGGUUUUGAAGGAUAUGAAGGGGAAACCGAUUGAAGAUUGCAGCGAUAGAAACUUGCGGCAUUUUGAUCGACCAUAUUCAAUGCGUAAAAGUGUUGAACGUGAUGAAAAUGCCGCGAUAUUGAUGCAAAGAGCCGAUGAGUAUUAUAGAAGAUCUCGCAUGACUCCAUCUGUGAUAAGGGAGUUGAGCGUGGACAAAUCAUUCGUGUCCAAUGUUGGCGUCACUACUCGAUUGCGAUCACGACAAGCCACACCGAUUCUGUACAGUUGAUUGCAUGAUGACGUACUUAAACCAUCUUCUAUCUGAUUUAGACAGAUUAAUUCAAAAGACACAUCUCUCUAAAUUAUUCACAUCUUGAAAUUUCCAUGUUAGCAUUUAAUUUAAUAUCGACGGAAUAAAACCCAUUUGCAACUUGUUUUG